Funneliformis mosseae is the source of this 477-nucleotide messenger RNA. Lineage: Eukaryota; Fungi; Glomeromycota; Glomeromycetes; Glomerales; Glomeraceae. The record is from the annotation of a GenBank genome assembly.
AUGAAACGAGAUUUGAAUUUUAUCCUUGUAUUCAUUUUAUUGGCUACGCUUUCAAUGGUCAAUGCGAUUCCACUUCGACUUCAAAAAAGGUCAAUUCCAUUUGGUCCAUGUCCCCCUCCUAGAGAGAACUAUCCAUCACCACCCCUAAUCUCCGUAGAAAUUGCUAAUGAAACUAUCUCUCUCGGACAAACCAAUGUUCUUGUGGUUUCCGGAACUUUAUUUGCAGAUAUCACUGAUUCAACCCAACUUAUUGCUCAUUUUGCUGAUCCUAAAACUAACAAAUACGUAGGCGAAAUAAAUAGUAGUUUCAUUUGUUCCGGAAAAGGGUGUCCAAUUAAAGCUAGAACUGAAUUUAAUAGCUUUAUAUCGGAUUUUUUGGCACCAUACCGACUACCUGAUCCAUACUCCAUUGUAGUUAGUGUUGUAGAUAACCUUAGUGUAGUUCUAGGAUGCGCAACUGCUUUAGUUGACAGCUAA